Closterium sp. Naga37s-1 is the source of this 966-nucleotide messenger RNA. NCBI's taxonomy places the organism in Eukaryota, Viridiplantae, Streptophyta, Zygnematophyceae, Desmidiales, Closteriaceae. The record is from the annotation of a GenBank genome assembly.
AUGGCGAAUCCGCGCGUGUACUUCGACGUGUCGAUCGCGGGAGAGCCGGAGGGUCGCGUCGUGAUGGAGCUCUUUAAGGACGCUGCGCCCAAGACGGUCGAGAAUUUCCGCGCGCUCUGCACGGGGGAGAAGGGCGUCGGCGCAAGCACCGGCUUGCCUCUUCACUUCAAGGGUUGUCCCUUCCAUCGAGUCAUCAAGGGAUUCAUGAUGCAGGGGGGUGACUUCUCCAAUAAGAACGGCACAGGAGGAGAGUCAAUUUACGGGGAGAAGUUCGAGGACGAGCCCGGGGGCUUGGCGCUCAAGCGGGGGAUCCUAUCCAUGGCGAACAGCGGGCCUGGCACGAACGGCAGCCAGUUCUUCAUCAACUUCGGCCCCACUCCUCAUCUCGACGGCAAGCACUGCGUGUUUGGCCGGGUGCUACGAGGAGGGCAGGUGCUUCGAGCAGUGGAGAUCACACCCACGGACGGUUCAGAUCGUCCGUUGAGCGACGUCGUUAUCGACGACUGCGGCGAGCUGGCAGAGGGGGAGGACGAUGGCACCAUGAACCACCCUGACGGAGACAAGUACCCCGACUGGCCCAGUGAUCUGGACGAGAGGCCAACGGAGUGGCAGUGGUGGGUGGAGGCAGUCAAAUCUAUCAAGGACCUUGGCACCACGCACUUCAAGAACGGGGACUACCGCAUGGCGUUUCGGCGAUACCGCAAGGCCAUGGUGUAUCUGGACAAGGCAUGGGACAUGAAGGACAUCCCAGGAGAGACCCUGGAGGAGCUUCACACCAUUCGGGACGCCCUUCUCAACAACUACGCGGCCUGCAAGCUGAAGCGCGGGGAUUUUGACGGUGCCAUCGAGGACAGCAGCUCAGUGCUGUCGAGAAACGAGAACAACGCCAAAGCACUCUUCAGACGCGCCCAGUUGGCAACAAGAAAGGAAAAGGAGAAGGCCGCAUAUGCUAAAAUGUUUGGAUGA